This is a messenger RNA of Podarcis raffonei (Aeolian wall lizard), 9334 nucleotides long. RefSeq names its product B double prime 1, subunit of RNA polymerase III transcription initiation factor IIIB (gene BDP1). The record is from RefSeq and is a predicted model, not a curated record. The transcript has 42 exons. Gene Ontology annotation, molecular function: TFIIIC-class transcription factor complex binding. Gene Ontology annotation, cellular component: transcription factor TFIIIB complex. NCBI's taxonomy places the organism in Eukaryota, Metazoa, Chordata, Lepidosauria, Squamata, Lacertidae. The coding region runs from base 1 to 7212 and encodes 2403 amino acids. Gene Ontology annotation, biological process: RNA polymerase III preinitiation complex assembly.
AUGUUCCGCCGCGCCAGGUUUAAUGUGAAGCCCAACGUGAGACCGGGGGCGGCGGCGGCGGCGGCGAGGGGCAGCCACCCCAGGGGCAGCCCCAGCCCCUCAGGCGUCGCCGCGGCCCCGGACCCCGGUCCCCAGCCCGGCUCAGUAUCCGCCCCCUGCUCUUCUGAGGAUGCGGCUGCCUCGGCUCUCCCGUCGGGCGCUGCCGGAAGCCUGCAGCAGGACGACGGUAGCAGCCCCAGCCCCGAGGGAAAUGAAAAGACCAACGCUAGUGGUGAUGGAGAUUGUAGUAGACAUGCAGAGACACUUCUGCAGAGAAGAAAACGAAUAUCUACAAUGCCUAAUCUUGCUAAACCACGAGUUGCACCACUAUCCACACAACGUGUUGCCACUUCAGCAUCAAAAUGUUCUCAAAAACAAGUACCUCAUUCUCCUGUUAUUUGUAACCCUCCACUUCAGAAGGACUUGCCGCCUUCUGAGAAGAACAAUGUGGAGAAUUCCCCAAAGUCUCCCAUACUUCCUGAAAAGAAAACUCCUGUUCCCCAAGUACCACAAUUCUCUCCAUUCAAAAAGUCUGUAAGUAAAGAGCCGAAUGCAUGUGUAACAGGUCAAAGAAGCGACGAAGCCCUGCAGAAGAACACAUCCUCACCCCUCAAAGAGAGACCAACGCAGGAAAGUCUGAUUCAAGAAGAAAUACCACACUCAAAAUGUAUUCCAGGCAAAGAGAAAAGAAUAUGUUCCGAUCGUGAGAAAAUAAUCAAAGCUCAGAAGCUAAGGAAGAUGCUCAAGGAAGAGUUGAAGAAAGAGAAGCAACAACAGAAAUAUAAAUACCCAGUAAUUGAAAAAAGCAUGCCAGAAGAUCGUUCAAAAAUGGUUAUGAGGGACUUCAUAUACUAUCUGCCUGAAAACAAUCCAAUGAAAUCUUCACUGGUGGAAGAAAAGAAAUCCGAAAAGCCUUCUACAGUGACUCAAGCAAAAGAGCCUGAAAUCAUUCUUGAAAGCGAAAAUGAGGAAGAUGAGGAUGAAGAAGAAGGGGGAGAUGAUGAUGAUGGCCCUCUUCUUGUACCUCGGGUAAAGGUUGCGGAAGAUGGUUCAAUUAUUCUUGAUGAAGAAAGCUUAACUGUGGAAGUUUUAAGGACAAAAGGGCAAUGUGUGGUAGAAGAUAAUGAUCCCAUCUUUGAGCGUGGAUCCACAACAACCUACUCAAGUUUCAGGAGAAGCUAUUAUACCAAGCCAUGGUCAGAAAAAGAAACAGACAUGUUCUUCUUAGCUAUAAGUAUGGUAGGAACUGACUUCUCGAUGAUCAGUCAGCUUUUUCCUCACAGAGCAAGAACAGAGAUUAAGAAUAAAUUUAAACGUGAAGAAAAGGCCAAUGGAUGGCGAAUAGAUAAAGCAUUCAAAGAAAAAACGCCAUUUGACUUUGAUUUCUUUACAAAACUCCUUGAGAAGGUCCUGGAAAAUGAAAAGAGAAAAAAGGAUAAGGAUGCUAAAUGUCAGCAUCAAAAAGAAAAAAAUCCCAGUGAGAAAAAAACACUCAAGAAAAAGCGAAAAGCUAAAGUUGUCAAUGGACAAGCAAACCAUGGUCAGGAUGACCCGCAGAAUGCCAGAAUUUCUGAUGCAGAAAUGGAAGUGGACGCUGGCACAGCCGAAAAAGAGAACGAAGAAUCUCCUAGCAUUUUGGAACAGGCAGACGGGCAGACAGUUACUGAAUCAGUGAUGGUAAAAAAGAAGAGAAAAAGGAAGAAAAAGGAUUCUGAACAGGAGGCAGAGAAUCUUCCUGACGAAAGAACUAUUUCUGCAGAAGUGGCUGAGGGAGAAAAAACUAGAAAGAAAAGAAAAAAUCUACCAUCUAAUGUGGAGAUAAAUGGCACAGAAGAAAUUGGUGAGGAACUGGAAGUCCCUGAUGAAGAAACGCCUGCCAAAACUCUUCCAUCUGUUGAAGAAGACCCACAGGUGGAUGAAGAGACAGAGGGAGACCUUGGUUCAACUUUAUCUGGUAUUCAGAAAGGUAAUGAAUUCCUAGACAUUGAUUCUGGAGAAGCAGAUGAUUCAGAUGCGAGUUCUGAGCACCAUGUUGGGCAGCCUUCAGAGUCUCAGAUGUCUCUCAAAACAAAUAAAGAAGGUGUUGAAGAAAACAGUGCAGCGAAGAAUGAUGUAGCAGACUUAGAUCAACCAGAUGAAAAUACAGCCUUUCCAAGUUGUACUGAUGAGCUUAUGGAAACGGAUAGAGCAGCUAUUGAAAAGCCCACAGUGAAAGGACAGCUACAGAGACUUGCAUCAGAACCGUCAGAAGAAAAAGAACUUCCAGUUAAUGACACAUCUGAGGGCAAGAUUUCUCUUUCAGAGGUUCUGGUUGCUGCAGAAAAGAGUUCUGUGCAAGAUACGACUGCUAACAUAACUGGACCUACCAUAGAGCAAACAGACAGAGCAAGCAAUGAUGUGGCAAGUGAAUCCCAAGACACUCAAAAAGGUCCUGUAGUGAGAGGCCGUCGGCAGAAACCUAAACCUAAUAUAUUGAAAGUGUCCAGCAGAAAAGAAGCACCUCUCCGGGACAAGCCUGAAAAGCCAGAGGCUAAUGAAACAGUAGGAAAGAACAAUGACCAGCAUGAUGCACUCGGUAUCAUCGCAGAGGAGACUGCAGAAAAAGAUUGCCAAGUUUUAGAUACUGAAUCUCUGACUAGUAAGAAAUCACAAGAAAGCAGCAAGCAGGUUGUCUUGAAACCUGCGCCAUUAGCAAGGGGACGAAUACAGAGGCCCAAGCCAAAUUUAGGAAGGGUUGCUAGAAAGCCAGAAGAGCCAGCAAGAAACACGGAGGCAGAAGAAGAAAAGGCAACUGAUGCGGCCAUUGAAUCAUCUGAGAAGAUUCGGAUACAAGCUGAAUAUAACAGCCAUGAACUCCUAACUGUUACCACAGAGGCAGCUAGUUAUGAAGCUGACAUUCCCCACUGUGAUGUCUUAGAAGACAAAGCUGUUGCCAGUGCUGAGAAAGUGCUUUUGACACACACAAUCCAAUCUCCUGUAAAGGCACUCUUCGAAUGUGAGAGCCAUGAAUUUAAAAAUGUGUUUCCAUCAAGUGAUAAAGUGGAGGACGUGAAGGAUCUUGCUACCAGCGAUUCCAAUUUUGUACAAGAAGAAAAAGAAAAUUCUGCUGAAGUAGAGCCAUCUUUGAAAAGUCUAAAGGAGAACACAGAAAAGGCGGCAGAAACAGAGGAAUUAAUGCAAGCAGAAAAAGAAAUGCUUACAAAUGAACAUAAGACUGACUCUAGAGAAAAUACCAGGAGUGAAGGCAGCAAGUCCUCUAAUCUGGGUGAAACUAUAGCAUGCGUAAUCCUGCCACCGUCACUUUUGUCAGAGGGGAACUCUGCAGAUACUCAAGAAGCAGCUGCAACAAAUGAGACCGACUUGUCUCCCCCAAGCCAUUCUGACUUCAAAAGUAGUGAUCCAAGUGAAGUUUUAUCAUCCCCAGAUAUCCAAGAAAAGAUUACAGUUGGCAAACAGAGCACUGUUCCGCCAACACCUUUUCUCAGAGGCAGAUUCCAGAGACCGAAACCUAACAUAGGAAGGGCAGUUGGAAGGAAAGAAACACCAUCUCUAGGAAAUGAAGCAGCAGCAGCAGCUGGAACUGAGAAAUCAGAACUGCAGAAACAUGGACCUUCCAGAACUCUCCCUGCAGUACCUCAGUUAAAGAGUGACAGAAAAAAAUUACCUGCUGAAGGCUUGGAGAACAGAUUGGUAGACAUGGAGAAAGUGAUUCAGGAAGACCCUCAAGCACCCAGUACCUCUCAGAAUAUUUCAGAUCAAUAUCCCAGGGAAAAACCAACUUCCCAAGAGAAUAAGCCAUGUACUAUCAAACCAGCUCAGCUGGUGAGAGGUCGAUUCCAGAGAGUCAGGCCGAACCUUGGAAGAAUGAAUGACAAGAAAGAAGACCCUGUGUCAGAGAGCGUUACUGCUCUAAUUGAGGGAGACAUAGAAAAAACAGAGAUGACCAAGGAAAGCGAUCUGCACCCGCCUUCAGAGAAUAAUGUCAAUGUCCAGGCAUCCCUUGGUGAUCUGGAGAAAAAAGAACUGUCAGAAUCCAGUGAAGCCCCAUCACCCGAAAGGUAUAUUUAUCAGCAGAAAAUUGAUUGUCCUGAGAAGCCACAGGGAUGCGAACUUCCAAAAGACCAAAAAGAAAUGUUUGUUUCUAAAGAUGUUGAAGGAAAGUGUCUGGAUCGCCCAGAAAGUGAUAUCUCUGGUGCUCAUGAAGCGAGUCUUUCAAAAAGCAUAAAAUCCACACAGCUGUUGAGGGGUCCUCUUCAGAAGCCAAAACCAAACCUAGCCCAAGCAGCUAAAAAGAAAAAAGCCUCUUCAAAAGGAGAAGUCAGCACCAAAGAGAAAACUGGAAGCAAUACACAAAGCAACACAACCCCAAGCGACAGCAAAUCUGGGAAAACACCCACAUUAAUGCACAAUUCCACGUCAUCUUCUGAAUCAAGACAAAGAAAUCACAUAGAUAGUAUUGAGACGAUGUCCCCAACAGGACACGGGCACUCUGGAAAAUGUGAUUCCUCAGAACAGUCCCCUUGGAGUGGAAGUCAAAUCAAGAAAGAAACCUCUAAGGCCCAUUCUGUCCAGGAGAGAGCAUCUCAAAGAAUAAAAGGAAAACAAGCGGGAAGGACAGUGAAACAGAGGAAAAAUAUAAGUGGAUCAAUAACACCUUUCACUUCCGAAUGUGAGAAUGACCUAAGUGAAAAGGGGAAACACUACCAAAAGGGGAAACCAAAUGUUGGUAGAGGCAGAAGUUCAAAACCAGUCCUUCGCAAGAAUGCUAAAAAGGAAUAUGGGAAUUCAAAGGUCAACCUGGUGACUCUUAGAGCUUCUUCUCAGCAAGAGGAUGAUGAUGACGAUGAUGGGGAUGACUUUGAGCCAGACUAUGAAGUUGAAUGCUUUUCACCAGAGGAAGUAAACAAAGCUCCAGUGUUUGUUCCUAAAGGGCUUCGAUCUCCAAAUCCAGUUCCUGUUCAGAUUGAGGAAACAAUGGAAGAGCUUGAGAUAUAUGAGAAUGUUGCGGAUGAGCCAUUUCUGUCUCACGAACUGAAUGUAGAUGCUCAGCCUGUAAUUCAGACAGACAAAGGAUUGUAUUCCUCACAAAAUGUGGUUGCACAAGAGGAUCAAGAAAAGAAAGCAGGGAUUAGUGAUGGAAGUACCGAAGCAGCCAUGACUUUACUUGCUAUGAGAGAUCCAGUGUUCCAGUUAAACAUUGGCAUCCAAGAACAAAAAAUUCAGGAGUUUCCCAGUAAAGAUGAAAUGAAUGUUACUGAUAGCUUCUCAAAUGAGUGUAACGAAGAGCAAAGUGUAGUCCAUUGUCAUAUGCAACAUCCUGCCCCUUCAGAAAAUGAAUCGCUUUCUUCGGUCAGUGCAAACGUAACUGCUGCAGAGGAUCAUAUUGUUGAAGCAUCAGGCUUGGAACUUUACUUACAGGAAGCAACUAAUGUAUCACUUUCAAAAAAUACGAAUAAAGCUGCUGCACAGCAUUGCAGCACAUCAGUUUUGGAAGCAUGCUCAGAGGAAACAACUAGAAUCAGCAGUGAUUUACUGUCAUCCAAAGGAGAUCAAUCAUCCAAACAAGCAAGAUAUAGAUUUCCUAAGCCUAAACCAAAUCUCAACAGAAGUCUGAGGCUGAGCAAGAAUGCUUCUCAAAAAUAUGUUGAUCCGUGUAUUGAACAAUCUGAAGAAAUCCAGAAUGAAAAGAAGGUGUCAGACAAUGCAAUAGAAGAGCAGAAAGUUGAACUGGAAAAGAAUCUCAAAUUGAAUGAGCUAACUAAGAGCAGCUCUGCAGAGAAGCAUAAUCUACAGCUUCCAAGUUCUGGUCCAGCCAUGCAGAAAGACAACAUAGAAAGAGACAACACGGCGAGAGAGACUUGGGAAGUUGCAUCACUGUUAACUGCUCCAGAAGUUUCUCCAGAAGCAGACCCUCCUGAAACACCCGGUGGCUGCAGCACAAACAUCAGUGGCCAAGUUUCUGCUCCUGCUGAGCACCAGUUGUUGGCAAUUGAACCUGCACAGACUGAAGCAGCCAAGUGUUCCAGUAUUUCAUCCACCACAGAGAUGACAGCAGUAGUUAGUGCUGGAGUUGAAGAAUAUCCGAAGGGAGAGGAGCCAACCUUCAUUUUAACAUUGGUGGAAAUCUCCGUUGGUUCAGAGAAUUGCAGUGACGGAUCCGGUUUGCUACAACAAACGUCUGAACAGCUGCUUCCAGCACCAGUUUUUUUUACCCCAGACAAUCUGAACUCCACAGAAGUGGCAAGAGAAGAUGACUUUGGAUCCGUAACAGCUGCUGUUGAAGAAAAUGCUGUCUCUUUGGACAACAGUGCGAGGGCAGAAGGAUUGCUGGAAGCCUCGUUGGAACAAUUGGCAGAGCUUGGUUCAACCUCUUGGCGGAAUCUGAAAAGGCAUGCUGAAGCCCUUGAAGAAAGCGGGAAUGCCCCUGAGAAGAAAAAACUGUCUUCUCCCAUAGGGGAAAACCUGGAAAGCACCAAUAAGGGCACCACUAUGAAAUCAAGUUGUAUACCAAGGAAAGCUGCUGGGAAAAAGUCAGGAAAAUCGAACAUUUCAAAGAAGAAAACCACCUCCACCUCUAGACCAGUACCUAAAUCUACGGAGGUAAAAGUAAUGGAAAGAGAGAACCCUCAAUCUUCUCUGAAUUUAGGAGCUGGGCUCCUUGAUGAAGCAGCUGCUACUGGUGACCAAGUGUCAAGGACACUCCAUGCAAGAAAAUCAGAAACAAGUGAAAAACAGAAAAACUCAGUUGAAACCUGUAAAUCUGUACAAUCAGAGCAAGCUGGAGGCACAGCAGUCAUUCCAAAACCACAAUUAUCCAGGUCAUAUAAAAGAUCUCUGGGAUUUUUACCUUUAAUUUGCAAAAAUAAUAAUAGUGAUGAUGAAGUAACUAGUAAAGGGAGUAAACAGCCUCUCCAGGAACCUCAUAUAUUGGUCUCUGAAAGCACUGUUGAAUUUCCAAAGUUGUCCUCAAACAACAAGGAAGAUACUCAAGAAAAUAGUUCGUUUCCAUCAACCUCUAACUGUGAGAAUGGAAGCUCCUCUACUGUUCAGAUUUUAUCUGAGAUAUCUGAAAAGGAAGGUAUUACUAAGGAGCCGGAAAAAGAAGAAGAACCAACCAGGAUCUCAGAAUAUUUCUUUAGUGAUAUUUUUAUGGAGGUGGAUGAUUCAGAAUAACUGAGGAGCUUAUCAAAUGCCUGGCAUCCAAGAAUGCAUUGUAGCAGUAAUGUAAUGCCUUUGACUAGUCACAAGUUUUCAGUUGGCCCUUACAUUUAAUGCAGGAUUAUUUUUCUUUUACUAUGAAUAAUCUAUCAUUUGGAAACACUGAAGAAAACACAAGUCUCUUAAGUUCCAAGAUACUCGCAAGAACAGCACCAGAUCUGUGUUUUAUUUUGGUACAAGUAGUUUCUAGAUGCAUGGCUACACUGGAGAAAUGCCAUGAAGAAUGAGCAGACACCAUCUAAAGAUAAUGCUCAUGUUUGUGGGGGCUGUAAAUUAUCUUUACUUCUUUUUGUGAAGUAAAUGUUUAUGGGAUGCGGAUCAUAAAAUAAGCCAAGUUCUGAUUUUAGUCAUCUUAUUAAUCUUAUUAUUUUAUAACAAAUGCCUAUGUGAAUUUGUUCAAAAAUGUAAUGUUUAAUUUCUUUUCAAUGUACAGAGAUAAACGUGAAAAAAAUAUUUAUUUAAGUUGAAUGUAUAGAAAUUUUAACUAUGCCAAGUUAGUUCUGUCCUGGAGAUAAAAGAGGAAUUGAAUAUUACUCAUCUUCUAAGCACUAAAUUUUAAAUGAAAAAGCUAAAAACAAUGAAAAGCAUAAAACAACCCAUCAAACACCCACUGACAAGGAGGAAUUGGAUGUUCAAGAAUAAGAUCAGCACCAAAAUAUAAAAGGAUAAUAUAUCAUGAUUAUUACUGGUUCCCUCCCCCACUUUUGUUACCAGUUUAGAUUUUUGACUCUUAUCCUUCCCUGUUUAUAGCCUUGGUUGGCGAUGAUUUUGCUAAAAGGCACAACUUCCAUGCGACAUUUUUGGGGAAACCUGUCUAAAUCAGUUGUGCUCAUUCUGAGAAAGGUGUCCUAUUUUCUCUGCAUUUUUCUUGAACCUAGUGAUUUGGAUACCAAAUAUUGCUCAUCUCCUUUACUACAAUUAGCAAUUGAAUAUAACUUUAUUCUACAUUUCCCCAUAAAUAUUAAUAUUUGCAAAUACUUGGAAGUAGUUGUUCUCAUUUGCAAUUGUCCAACUAAGCAUACAAUUUUGUAGCUGUUUCUCUUUCCCAAAUCAUCUGGUUUGUGACAUAUAUCAUCCCAAAACAAAAUUACUUAUGUUAUUAAAUUGGAUAAUAGAAGCAUUAAAAUACUCUUCACUUUUUCUAAAGGUGUAUCAUAUAGUUAUCAGUAGCAAAUCAGUGGAUGUCCACUAAGUGUGUCAGUUCUCCGCCAGAACAAACACUGUCCAAAUUCUAUCCAAAUCUGCUCAAGUAGGUUGGACUAUCCUCUGGAGCAGAUUUGGGCAGGUGAAGUCGAAAAGAAAAGAAGGGAAACUCAAUUGCACAAGUAAAUGUCCAUUCACACGAUUGCAUGUUGCCCAGUAUUUUAAUUUUCAAACUAACAAGUCUAUAUUUGGCUGCUGGUUUGAGCAUUUGAAUUUUGUUUCAAUUCUGUCAUAUCUGAAGCCCUAAAUAGAACAACAACAAAAAAAGAGCGCCAAAUAAAUGUGAAUAAUUUACCAAAUAUAAAUUUAGAUCAACAGACUCAGAGAAAGUGGAAUCCGUUCCAGUAUGCUGUUACUUCAUGUUAAUCACAUGGAGGAGAUAUAAUGUACUCUCAAAUUAUGUACACUCAAGAGGCUGCUGAAAUAAUGAAAUACGUUUUUAUGUAAUUUGCUGGAAUUGUUUUAAAUUACAAAACAAAACUAAUUGUUUUUUAGAAAUCACAUAAAAAGCUCAGCUAGAAGGUGCCUUAUCUUUCCUUGCUAAAUGGAAAGAACAAUCGAUCCUAUUAGCUUUCACUGUAAACCAUGUUUUCUUGGUUAUCCCUUUUAAACGUCUUUAAAACAUGCAUAUUUCUUUCAUGAGUAUUGUAUAUAUUUAAUGACAGAAGGGAACUAAAUAUGCUGGGUUCAGAAACAGAGCAUUUCAUUUGCAUAAAAAUAUGAUAAGGGGUUGUUGUCCUGGAAAGUGUGACACACUUUUUUUUUCUCAACUGUGUGUAAUGUUCCUGUGGAAGCUUUCUAUUUCAAAGAAAGCGCUAGUAGCGCUUGUGUUAUAUAUGUAAAUUAUGUGAAUAAAUAAUUUUGUACCACUGAA